AUUCGGUCGAUUUUGGGCCCGCAGGUGUCGCACUUCCCGUUCGACUGGCAGAACUGCUCGCUGAAUUUCCGCUCGGGCUCCUACGGCCCCGGCGAGCUGCGGCUGCAGCCGGGGGGCCCGGCCGGGCCCUGGGGGGCGCAGGUGGCGCUGCCCCCCGACUUCCAGGAGAACGGGCAGUGGUCCCUCGUCCACCGCUCGGGGGGCACCUGGGGCCCCCCGGCCUCACCUGAGGGCGUCUCCUUCCACCUGGUGCUGCGGCGGAAGCCGCUCUUCUACCUGGCCACGGUGCUGGUGCCCUGCGUGCUGACCACGCUGCUGGCCGUGGGGGUCUUCCACCUGCCCCCCGACGCAGGUGAGAAGAUGUCGCUGUCACUCUUCGCCCUGCUGACCCUGACCGUGUUCCUGCUGCUUUUGGCCGACAAGGUGCCGGCCACGUCCCUCCAGGUGCCGCUCAUCGGCCGCUACCUGACGGGGACGCUGGUGCUGCUGGCGCUGGUGGUGGCGCUCAGCGUGGGCGUGCUCAACCUGCACCACCGCUCACCCGGCACGCACGGCAUGCCCGCCUGGGCACGGCAGGUGAGGGGCACCUGGGACAGGUAAAAAUGCAAAAAUUCC
This is a messenger RNA of Passer montanus (Eurasian tree sparrow), 615 nucleotides long. RefSeq names its product acetylcholine receptor subunit beta-like. Gene Ontology annotation, biological process: signal transduction; monoatomic ion transmembrane transport; nervous system process. The record is from RefSeq and is a predicted model, not a curated record. Gene Ontology annotation, cellular component: synapse; neuron projection; membrane. The annotation marks the transcript as partial. The transcript is spliced from 3 exons. Gene Ontology annotation, molecular function: neurotransmitter receptor activity; transmembrane signaling receptor activity; extracellular ligand-gated monoatomic ion channel activity. Lineage: Eukaryota; Metazoa; Chordata; Aves; Passeriformes; Passeridae.